Molecule: messenger RNA, 1566 nt
Organism: Aspergillus pseudotamarii
Lineage: Eukaryota; Fungi; Ascomycota; Eurotiomycetes; Eurotiales; Aspergillaceae
Exons: 4
Coding region: 1-1566 (521 amino acids)
Source: RefSeq, a predicted model, not a curated record
AUGGAUUCUACAGGCCUCACGGGUAAAGGCCGAAAUAAAACUCAACUGCUAAAACCGCGUCGCAUACGAUCUAGAACGCUGGUACACGUUACAUUUUCUGGGGUGCUGCUGAGAUUGCUGACUGGACUGCUGCUUGUGUAUCGUCACAGUAUCUUGCGUGCGUAUGUCAUUGGCUAUUUGUCCUCCACCACUCCGAGGGUUAUAUCGUCUUUACGGGAAGUUUGGAGGAAUGACUUGAACUAUCAACAGAAGUGCAGAGUGCUAGUUCGUGCACUGACGAGUGCAAUACGAUUGGAGAGCUUCCCCACAUUCUGUGCUUCUCUUGUUGGGGGUUCGACGGUGCUUCCCCUAGUCAUUUUUCGGCUGGCUGAGCUCUUAAGGCAAAGGCUUGGCUUCAAAUGUAGUCAAUCAGAAUCUGCCAAUUUUCUGCGUUUAUGUCGACUUGUCUGUGCUUUUCUAUCCGCGUGGUUGAGCUUUGAGCUGUUGAACCGAAGACCCAUUAGGCUACAAGGAGAUGAAAGGACGCUCGCUGACGAUGAAAAUAACGAAGCUGCUGAGAGGCAGCAUGGAAGCAAGAAUACAAUACAUAAUAGGCCUCAAUUUGCGGGUAGGACGAUGGAUCUGACGCUUUUUAGCUUUACCAGAGCAGUGGAUCUCGUAGCCUGCAUCAUGUGGGCUCGAUGGCGAGGGUGGCGGAGCACUCGGGGUCGCUGGAGUCGGGCAGAAUCUCUGGCACCAAAGCUUGCGGAUUCAGGCGUAUUUGCCGCUAGUGCAGCAGUCGUGAUGUGGGCAUGGUUUUACCUCCCCGAAAGGUUGCCAAAGUCUUAUGGGAAAUGGAUUGGAGAGGUAGCCAAGGUGGAUUCACGGUUGAUUGAAGCACUUCGCCGGGCCAGGAGAGGGGUCUUCGUGUAUGGGAAAGACACGGGGCAAGCGCCUCUACUCGAGUCCAUGUGCAAGGACUACGGCUGGCCUAUAGAAUGGGGUGAUCCCUCCAAAACAGUUCCUAUUCCCUGCGAAAUGGUACACAUGAGCUGUGGCCCUAACUGUGAGAAACACGCCGUAUCUCGGUUCGCUCGAACUUUUGGAUUUUCCUGUGCAACUUAUAUACCUUUACAAAUUGCCUUUCGUCUCCGGAGAUUGAACUCGAUAUUGUCACUCCGCCGGGCUGUAUCUGAUGCCUUGCGCUCAUCGGCAUUUCUUGCUUCGUUUGUGAGUAUUUUUUACUAUUCCGUCUGUCUCGCCAGAACCAGAAUCGGACCAAGGGUAUUCUCACGAGAUGUGGUAACCCCCAUGAUGUGGGACUCCGGGCUUUGCGUUGGAGCUGGAUGUUUGAUGUGCGGCUGGAGUAUACUUGUAGAAAGCCCCUCGAAACGGCAGGAAUUAGCAUUGUUUGUGGCACCUAGAGCUGCCGCAACUGUGCUCCCAAGGUUCUACGAUAAGCAGUACCAACAUCGAGAGCGCAUUACUUUCGCUGUCAGUGCCGCUCUUCUUCUCACUUGUCUUCAAGAGCGGCCUGGCAUGGUAAGAGGCGUUUUUGGCAGGAUUGCAACGAGUGUCCUGAAAUAA